Molecule: messenger RNA, 1815 nt
Organism: Cucurbitaria berberidis CBS 394.84
Lineage: Eukaryota; Fungi; Ascomycota; Dothideomycetes; Pleosporales; Cucurbitariaceae
Exons: 2
Coding region: 1-1815 (604 amino acids)
Biological process (GO): positive regulation of transcription by RNA polymerase II
Cellular component (GO): nucleus
Molecular function (GO): DNA-binding transcription factor activity, RNA polymerase II-specific; zinc ion binding; transcription cis-regulatory region binding
Source: RefSeq, a predicted model, not a curated record
AUGGAAAUUAACGUUAAGUUGCUUGAAUUGACUUGGGUGAGCUUCAACGGCUGUUGGACCUGCCGACUCCGGCGCAAAAAAUGCGACGAGACACGCCCUGUAUGUGACGCCUGCUCUGCGCUCCAUAUCGUCUGCCAUUUCGACCAGGACAAACCAGAAUGGAUGGAUGGCGGCGUGAGACAGGAAGAGAUGGCCGAGCGGGUCAAGAGCGAGGUCAAAGAGAAGGGCUACCUCCGCCGUGAAGAGCGUGCGGUACAUGUCUCUGUCGACCAAGUCUCAGCUGCCGAAGCUACCAUAGACGAUGUGGAAAUGAUAUUCCCAAUAGCACCCAAGUGUCUACCUAAUCCGAUAUGCGCGUCAAGUAGAACAACGGACACUCGCAGUAAUGGGGCGGAGCCGUAUACCGAGGCAUCUACUACAUCACCCUUACGUCCUGUUGAUUGCCUGUUGCUUGAGAAGGACCCCAAAGAAAGCAUGAUCCUCGGAGGGUCCGACACCAUCCUCCUCAUGUUUUACCUCGAGUACCUACUUCCCCUGCUCUUCCCAUUCUACCGCCCCUCUGUCCUCGAAGGCGGUAGAGCCUGGAUCCUGGAGAUGAUGACGCGGAGCCCAGUCAUACGACAAACUGCUUUCUGUCAGAGUUCGUAUUUCUUUUCUCUCGCGCGGGGGACGGGGGAUGGCGAUGGCGAUGUGCAUUGGGAGACGCUGCUCGCGCAGACGAGGGACGCUUUUGAGAUGCUGAGACAGGCGCUGCGGAUCAUCGACGGCGCUGGUAUCGCGGAGCACCUGCAUGGUGCUGUACGAAUCUUGGCAAGCAUUAUGCAAGUGCAGCGUUUUGAAGUUGCGAUCUUGUGCUUUGACAAUUGCCAGGCACAUCUCAAUGCUGCUGUUGCCCUGUUCAAACAACUUCUCGACAGCCCUGGCGUUACGGAUCCAAACUCGAGCUUCAAGGCUGUCUUAACCGGCUUAGGACCUUCAUCGUGGAUUCCACUUGCUCCGAGUGUUGAGAUGCCCAGCCCUGAACAGGCUGCCUUUCGCUUCUCAUCAGCACUGUUGGUCUUGGAUGAUAUCAUUGCAAGCACGGUACUCCAGGAACCACCUAAACUGUAUGAGUACCACCGGAGCCUCCUCAGUAACAUCGAUGGCAACGACCCCGCUAUCAACCUUGAAGCUAUUGUAGGAUGUCAAAACUGGGUGUUGCUAGAAAUCGGCGAGAUUGUCGUGCUUGAUGCAUGGAAAGUGCAGUGCAGGAGGGCGGGAGUUCUCGAUGUUAUGGAGCUUGUCCACCGCGCCACGUCUAUCAAGGUCUCGUUGGAAUCUCAGCUCGCGCGGCUCGAGACCGAUCCAUUGUGUGUUUCAAAAGAAAGUAACAGCUUGCUGGAUGUCUUUGCGUUCGAUCAUGGCCGGCAUACAAGGAGCCUUGCCUCCCAGAGCAACUUGGUCACGCGUGUCUGGGCACAUGCAGCGCUCAUUUAUCUGUCUGUCGUUGUGCCUGGAUGGCAGCCCGCGAGUGUCGAUGUGUAUUAUCACGUCAGUCGGGCUGUUGAGCUGAUUAGACAUCAAAUAUCGCCGCCAGAGUUGCUACGUACCAUGGUCUGGCCCUUAUGCGUGGCUGGCUGUCUUGCAGAGCCGUCGCAUGAAGCUCACUUUCGCGGCCUGGUGGAGGCAUUGCAGCCGCCUAGUGUCUUUGGCACACUACGCAAGGCACUUGAGAUCAUGGAGAAUGUAUGGCGCAAUCGGGACUCGGAAGAUGCUUCGAGCCGCGACCUUGCCAUGUGUUUUAGAAGCCAGGGCGAUCUGGUGUUACUUAUCUAA